AUGGAGACAUUAAAACUAAAAGACCUCAGGGCAAAAAACUAUAUUUUUCAAGCAAUCGAUCGCUCAAUCUUGGAGAUAGUUCUCUGCAAAGACACCUCUAAGCAAAUUUGGGACUCCAUGAAGAAAAAAUAUCAAGGUUCGGUAAGAGCUAAGAGGCAACAACUUCAAGCACUUUGUACGGAGUUUGAAACGCUUCGAAUGAAGUCUAGUGAAUCAGUUACAGAUUACUUCUCACGAGUUAUGUCGAUUGCUAAUAAGAUGCGAAUCCAUGGUGACAAGUCAGAAGAUGUCACCAUUGUUGAGAAGAUACUCCGAUCCAUGACACCGAAAUUCAAUUUCGUUGUUUGUUCUAUAGAGGAGUCAAAGGAUAUUGAUGAACUCUCACUUGAUGAAUUGCAAAGUAGCUUAUUGGUUCAUGAGCAAAAAUUAACUCAACAAGAGAUGAAGGAGUAA
This is a messenger RNA of Mangifera indica (mango), 453 nucleotides long. RefSeq lists its product as uncharacterized. The transcript has a single exon. The coding region runs from base 1 to 453 and encodes 150 amino acids. NCBI's taxonomy places the organism in Eukaryota, Viridiplantae, Streptophyta, Magnoliopsida, Sapindales, Anacardiaceae. The record is from RefSeq and is a predicted model, not a curated record.